AUGGUUCUUCGAUUUUUCCGUUACUGGGCCACGGAAUAUCUCACUGAAAAGCUCCUUGAAAGUCCAGCCUUCCAUCGCUUUGCUGCGAAAACGCAUAGAAAAGUCUCUCAAAUAUCAAACAAAGCAUCUCCGUACGUGGAUGAAGCAAGCAAACGUGCAAACAUAUUCGUAGAAAGCUUUAAAGAAAAUCUCAGGAAUGAAGCCCAAAAGAAGAAUUGGCCAAAACUAUAA
Paraglomus occultum is the source of this 231-nucleotide messenger RNA. The record is from the annotation of a GenBank genome assembly. Lineage: Eukaryota; Fungi; Glomeromycota; Glomeromycetes; Paraglomerales; Paraglomeraceae.